Molecule: messenger RNA, 849 nt
Organism: Metarhizium album ARSEF 1941
Lineage: Eukaryota; Fungi; Ascomycota; Sordariomycetes; Hypocreales; Clavicipitaceae
Product: putative protein family UPF0121
Exons: 4
Coding region: 1-849 (282 amino acids)
Biological process (GO): membrane organization; endoplasmic reticulum tubular network organization
Cellular component (GO): endoplasmic reticulum; membrane
Source: RefSeq, a predicted model, not a curated record
AUGGCUCCUCCUCCACCUAAUUCCAGCCAACCUCUGCAGGAGAGGCUGCUGCAGCUGGCCAAGACACUGCAAUUCGCUUGGUUCGUUGGGCAUAUGACUCUUAUUCUGACCACCAUUCGAUAUGGAUUCUCCUGGCUGCGCAUGAAUUACUAUGGCGGCAUGGCCAAGUUUUCUUACCGUACUUCUUUCCUUGCUGCCGCUGUCACUUACGGCAUCGUCGUUUACAAGGCCCAGCGAGCUCGAGCCAAGACUGGCAACAAGAUGCCGGGUGGCAUCGUUGGUUUCAUGUCCGAUGAGAAUAUCCAAUACUUGCUCAUGGCCUUCGUCUGGCUCUUCUCUCCUCAGUAUCCGCUCGCGCUCCUUCCUUACUGCGUCUAUUCUAUCUUUCACGUGGCAACAUACACUCGCGCCAACUUGAUUCCCGUCCUCCAGCCGCCUCCCCCUGCAGUCGACGGUGCCUCUCCCAAGCGUGUCAGCAACCCCCUGGCUGAUAGGAUCGGUGCCUUUGUCAAGGAAUACUACGACGCCUCCAUGUCCGUUGUCUCUGGACUUGAGAUUCUGCUCUGGGUCCGCAUCUUGCUAUCAGCCAUUCUCUUCCAGCGCCGCUCUUGGAUCUUGAUUGCUCUGUACACUGCUUUCCUCCGAGCCCGCUACUCACAGAGCACCCACGUUCAAAACUCCAUGUCGCAACUCGAGGCCAGGAUCGACUCUCUUGUCGGUGCCCAGGGUACACCCCCCGCCGCUCGCCAAGCUUGGGACACUGUCAAGAGUGUUGGACGACAAUUCCGCGAUGCUACUGAGGUCAGCAGGUUCGUGGGCGGUCCCGCCCCUGCCAAGAAGACCUCGUAA